AUGUCACGUCUUCCGCGCCUCACCAACAUCCUCCCCCUGCUCCUGCUCUACCUCACCACCACCUCCGCUUUCCACUUCACCUUCCCCACCUCCUCCAACUACUGGGUCUCGUGCGGUUGGAACAACAUGACCUGGCAAUCCGACGCUUCAGAUCCCCGUGUCGUCACCAUCAUGCUCACCAAUACCAACAAGACCUUGCUCAACGACGAUUUCGAAAUCGGCAAUGCACUGCAGGGUGGUGAGAAUGCUGCCAUGGUGUAUAUUCCGUGCUUGGCCGCUUCGAGUGGAUACUCGUUGAUGUUCGUCAAUGCUAGCCAGUAUGAUCAUAAGAGUAAGUUUGGGGAACUUUUAGAAGCAGAAGGGCAAGAGUUGAUGCUGAUUUCGAAAUGGCUGCUUUUGGGGCGAGAAACAGAAGAUAAAGUGUUGUACACCUCAUCGUCUUUCAACAUCAAACCGAAGGGUGCGAAGCCAGACCCAGCUUCAGGUCAAUCUGACAUCCCGGGCGAGGUUCAACCGUACCUAAACACUCCUGGAAUCGUCCUUCCGCCGCCGGCAAAGCCAGACGAAGUCACCAACACAACCGCCAACGCGAACAACAAAGACGCACCACUCCCUAGAUUGGAUGGCUCUUCCGCUUCGUUUGGCACUUUCAACCCCGUACAGCAGCACAACGGCUGUGCAGCUGGUUUGGGCAUGUGGGGUGAUUUCGUCUUCGUUGUAGUCGUUGCGGCUUUCACUGUUCUCGUCGUCACUGCGUGA
Molecule: messenger RNA, 759 nt
Organism: Pseudozyma hubeiensis SY62
Lineage: Eukaryota; Fungi; Basidiomycota; Ustilaginomycetes; Ustilaginales; Ustilaginaceae
Exons: 1
Coding region: 1-759 (252 amino acids)
Source: RefSeq, a predicted model, not a curated record